Messenger RNA from Adineta steineri, 1041 nucleotides. Lineage: Eukaryota; Metazoa; Rotifera; Eurotatoria; Adinetida; Adinetidae. The record is from the annotation of a GenBank genome assembly.
AUGACCAACCAACAAAUUUCACCACCACCCCGUGAUUUUCUUUGUCCAAUAACCCGAGAAAUUAUGCAAAAUCCUGUGUUACUUAUUGAAGACGGUCGUUCAUAUGAAUUAUAUGCUUUACAACGUUGGUUACGUGAUCAUAAUUCAUCUCCAAUGACAAAUAAACCUUUACGUGAUCGUCGUUUUGUACAUAAUUAUAAUUUAAAAAGUGCUAUUGAAGAAUAUAAUGCUCAACUAGAGACACUUUCUUUAGCAAAUAGAUUUCUUUCGUUUAAUAUUCGUUCUGGUCGUAUACCAUCAGAAUGGAAUAAUAAACCAACAUUAAAAAUUCGUCUUAGUCUUCUUGGUGGGUCGAAUGUAGGUAAAACAACACUUGCUCGUUAUCUUCAAUAUGGUGUUCAAUCAUCCUUUGUACAUUUAAAUACUUCAGCAACAGUGGGACCUGAUCUUGUUUUUUUUUAUUUGGAUCAAUUAUUUGAAAAUAAAUAUGUUAUGAUUAUUCAACUUUCUGAUAUACCCGGAAUGGAACGAUAUGAAUCAUGUUGUGAUAAUCAUUUUCGUAAUUGUCAUGGUGCACUUUUAUUAUCAGAUUCAACAGAAAUUGAUUCACUUGAACGUACUGAACUUUAUUGGUAUAAACAAUUACAAAUAAAAGGAAAAGAAUAUGUUGAAGCUAUACUUGUUUGUAAUAAAAUUGAUCUAUUUGAAGCAAAUUGUGAUGCAAAAUAUCGACGAAUUUUUUUUCAACGUGCCGAACAUUUUGCAUCAACACAUAAUAUGCCAAUUUAUCAUAUAUCAGCAUUACGUGGUGAUAACAUACAAUCGAUGUUUAAACAAUUAAUACUACGUAUUUUACAAAAUAAUGCAUUAUUACAACAUAUUAAAGAAACCAAUCUUGUUCAUGAACAAACAUUAAAUAAUAAAGAUUCAGUACGACGUACAUCAUCCAUUCAACUUUCAGCUCAACCAUCAGCAUCAUCGAUACAAAAUGAUGAUGACGAUGACAGAACUUCAUCGGGAGAUUGCUGUAAAUUUGCUUGA